CUGUGAACAUCAGAAGAAGAAUUAACCUACAAGUUAAGAGAGAGAGGAAUCAAUUCAGGCGUAACAACUGUACGCUAUUGUCAAGAUGGCGUUUGCUAAAGUGAAGAGAACUGAAGACACCGAGGAACAAAGAGAGGAUUUAACCUGAACCAGGCUUAACUCCUGAACUCCUAGCAUUACCCUCUCUCUCUCUCUGUGUGUGUGUGUGGCCUGCCAGUGAACAAUGGACAUACGACAGUUCUUUAAAACAAAAAAGGCAGAUUCAGUGCCAAGGGAAAGAGAGGGAGAUGGAGAAGGAGAAAGGGAAAGGGAGAGCAUGCAGGAAGAACCAGACCUGAUGGAAGUGGAAGAAGAACUGAAUGACAUGGGGCAGAAGCAUCAGUAUCAGAAACCAGAAAAAUUCAUAACUGCGGAAAAAAAAGAAUGUCCAAAGAUUGAAAUGCAUUUAUUACAAAGAACAACACAAAAAACAAGAACCAAGACAUCUUUAACCUGCCCUCAGUGUGGAAAGAGUUUCAAACAACAAGGAAAUCUUAACAAUCACUUAAGAACUCACUCUGGAGAGAGGCCAUUCACAUGUCUUCAGUGUAGAAAGAGUUUCAAACAACAAGGACAUCUUAACAAUCACUUAAUAACUCACUCUGGAGAGAGGCCAUUCACAUGUCUUCAGUGUGGAAAAAGUUUCACACAAAAUAAUUGCCUAAAAAUUCAUAUGAGAAUUCACACUGGUGAGAAGCCUUUUACAUGCCUUCAAUGUGAGAAGAGUUUUACUUAUAGAGAAGGCCUAAACGUUCACAUGAAAACUCACACUAUGGAGACCUUGACAUGCCAUCAGUUUGGAGAGAGUUGUACUAAUGAAGAACACCUUAAUAAUCGCAUGACGAUUCAAAGUAGAGAGUGUCCUUUCACAUGUCUUCAGUGUGGUAAGAGUUUUACACGUAAUGCGCACCUUCAGAGGCACGCAAGAAUUCACACUGGAGAGAAGCCAUUCACAUGUCAUCUGUGUGGGAAUAGUUUUGCUCAAGAACACCACCUUAAGAAUCACAUGAGGAUUCACACUGGAGAGAAGCCUUUCAUGUGUUUUCAGUGUGGAAAGAGUUUUACACAGGCAGGCAAUCUCCAAAUUCACCAGCGCACUCACUCUGGAGUAAAGCCACUUAAACGUAAAUGUGAAAAAUGUUAUAUGUGCUUUGAAUGUGGAAAAACCUUUAACAGACCCACUAACUUCAAAGUGCACCAAAGAGUUCAUACUGGAGAAAAACCGUACAAGUGUUCACAUUGUGGAAAGAGUUUCAUUUAUUCAAGAAGCUUGAAAGAGCACCAAAGAAUCCAUACUGGAGAAAAACCGUACAAGUGUUCACAUUGUGGAAAGAGUUUCAGUCUGUCAGGGAGCCUGAAAGUACAUGAAAGAGUGCACACUGGAGAGAAGCCGUACCACUGCUCUUUAUGUGAGAUGAGUUUCAGCACAUCAACUUCUCUUAAGAAACACAUGAUUCAUCACCAUAAGCAAAGUUCAUCUUCUGGUCCAACGCAUUCAAAUGAAUAGAGAGCAAUUCAGAUAAACCACACAUUUAUUUUCAUUUUGACAAGGGAAAUAAAGGGUUUAUUGCUGUGUGAAGAAUGAGAAAUUUUAAGGUUGUUUUUUCUUUGUUUUUCUCUUACAAAAGUUGGAUUAUGAAUUGGAUAAGCAUAUGAUCCUAUGUUAAAGAGUGUGGCGGUGCGAGUAAGAGACAGACACAGUGUGCAUGAUGUCAGGCCUCAGAGAGGUGUUUAUUGGAUGUAAUAAAAAUAAAAUGUCAAAAAUGGGGGAAAUAAUGUGUCCGGUAGGGGGGCUGUUCAAAAUGAAGGGGAAUCUGAAACUGGGUAGUGUCCAAAGGGAUGGUCCAGGACGUAGGUGGGGUCCAACGGCUGCACGCACUCCCAUCCGUGGUCCAUGGUGCAAGAGGCAGCGGCUUCUGUGGAGCCUGUCUUCCAAGUCACAGAGGGUAGGGUCCCGGCAUCUAAUUCGACCAGUACUCUCCCUGCUCUGCUCCUGGAUAAACAAGGACACCAGUGUUUGCACACAUGGAGAAUAGAAGUCGGCGCCCCGAGAAGAGGCUCCCUCUACGUUUAUUUGGCAGCAGUGACGAGGCUUAACACAUCACGUUUGUCUCAUUCCGCCAAGGUUAUAAUAGUUUUGAAUUCUUUAGAGUUUAUUUCAUUUUCAAUGUUUGUUAGUUAUUUGUUAGUUUUAGUUUAGUUUUUCAGUAUAUUUAGUUUUUAUUUUAGUGUUUAUAUUAAGGGAGAAUGGGGAAAACUGGUAUUGCUAAUGUGGUCAUACAGUUGGACUCCCUAAUGUCCAAUUUGUAAAUGAUAUUAUUGUGGAUGUCCUCCAAAUAGGAUUUUUCUUAGGGCCCCCAUAUUCUUAGAAACGGCCCUGCUUCUAGUAUAUCUCCACGGUAAUGUGCUCAAGCCACGUGAUAAGACGCGCGGAUUGACUGUCUCGGAGGCAACUGAGAUUGGUGCUCCGCCACCUGUAUUAAGACGUGUCACUACACCACCACAAGGACUUGGAGCGCAUUGGGAAUUGGGCAUUCCAAAUUGGGGAGAGAAUUUUUUACGCACCCUGUAUUAUUUUCAACAACAGAAUAAGAACUUUGUAAUAUGGCCUUGGCUAUAUCACAAAAAAAGCAGGUUACUUGAGCCUUCAAAAAUCCCCUUGUCCUGGACGAGUGUUAAUGUGAAACCCUGCUGAACUUCAAACCAAAUUCUUUACCAGUUCCAAAUGAAAUCUAAAUAAAAUUGAUGGGGUAAAAUGGAAUGAGUGAUUGCUGAUGCUAUAAGGUAUUAGGUAUCUUCAUGUGAUGUAGACCUGAUUGUGGGUUUAAAGGUUAAAAAUCACAGCAACGAAAGCUAAAUCUUAUUCAAGAUUUUUAUUUUAUUCCAGUUGGUUUCAGGGCCAUGCAUUUUUAUUUUAGUUUAGUUUGUUUUUCUAAUUUUUUCCAGGUUUUAAAAUUCUUUUACAUUUGGUUUUAGUCUUUGUUUUAGUUUACAAUGCAAUGAGGACAGUGUACUGACAGUAUUGCUCAGCUGUUUUUUUUUUUUUUGCUUUGAUUGAAAAAUGAAGAAGAGUUUUACUGUGAGAAUACCUGGUCCUUAAGUCUCUGUGAACAGCAUAGUCUCUUGACACAACAACCGUCGAGUCAGUGAUAGUAAUUGUCCUUUUGUAGAGGCAUCUGUUAUUCUGUAGAAGAACACAGAGGAAUAUAUUUUUUUAAUCAACCAACGGUGUUCAUUUUUGGCACAGAUUAAUCUGUAAAACUGAUAUAUCAGUCUACCACAAGGUUUAAAUUAUACCCAGAUCACGUCUAAAUGACUUUGAUUAAGGACCGAUUGUUUGCAAACCUUUUUUCUUAGUUAAAGGUUCUUUAAGCAUUUUUUUUAUGGAAAAGUAUGCAAAAAAAUGUCCUACUCCCUUAAAGCUAUUAAGGAAAUAAGAGAUAACUCACUGACCGCUGUAGACUAUGUAAACGGCAAACUAAAAUUAGUUUUUGGAUAUUGACGCUCUUCACUUGUCAAUCAUUUUGCUCGUUCACAGUGUUGUAUUUGAAGUAGAUAAUUGAGGCUCCAAACAAUGUUGCUCUGUUUUGGUCUCAAAAUGAUCUUUUUUCAUUUAUUAAUUUAUCAACUUUAUUUUGAAAUUGUAUACUUUACAUUGUGACACUUAUACAGUACUUGUAUUAAAAUGUGUCAUUCCCUUUAUCAAAACUUACUGCCUCUUAGUCAUUUAUUUUAGUCUGAUUUUUUCAUGCAUCACUGUGAAGUAUAAAUGUUUGCAUGGAUGCUUUUAUUUAAUUAGGAAUAUUAAAAUGUUCUGUUAGAUCAGCUAAUCUUUCCACUCAUAUGUCGUGGUGCAUUAAUCUGCUAUCUACACAAUCUGAGUUACAAUUUGUUUGAGUUUUCUUGUAUUCAGCAGAUCAUUGGCAUUCACAGACCACCGCAUGGGGCAGGGGUGGAACGAUAAUAAACAGGCACUAAAAAUAUUACGUUAAAACAUUUUACGGUAUUUCAGCAUUUUUUCAUUUAUACUUCAUCCAUGGUAUCAAACACUAUUACCAUGAUUACCACAUUUAUAUGGUAUUUUGCCAAA
This is a messenger RNA of Xyrauchen texanus (razorback sucker), 4129 nucleotides long. Its product is annotated as gastrula zinc finger protein XlCGF57.1-like. Gene Ontology annotation, biological process: regulation of transcription by RNA polymerase II. Gene Ontology annotation, cellular component: PcG protein complex; nucleus; transcription regulator complex. The transcript has 4 exons. NCBI's taxonomy places the organism in Eukaryota, Metazoa, Chordata, Actinopteri, Cypriniformes, Catostomidae. The coding region runs from base 224 to 1546 and encodes 440 amino acids. The record is from RefSeq and is a predicted model, not a curated record. Gene Ontology annotation, molecular function: RNA polymerase II cis-regulatory region sequence-specific DNA binding; DNA-binding transcription factor activity, RNA polymerase II-specific.